CAUAAAAACACACACACACACACAAAUAGCGAGAAAUCUCAACAGGAGAAAGCUCAACAGGAGAGUAAGGAGGAUUCCGCCGCCGCCGCCGCCGUCGUCGUCCCCGCGCACGCGUCAGCUGCUGGAGUGAGGAAUCCAUCGCCGUCGCCGGUGUUGCGAUGGGUCUGUUGGUGGUGGCGGUUUUGGGUGGAGGAUUGCGAUGGGUCUGCUGGCGGCGGCGGUUUGGGUGGAAGAUUGCGAUGGGUCUGCUGGCGGCGGCGGUUUUGGAGAGCGAUGCAUCGGACGGCGCAAACAUCGUCGGAGACGGAUGCAUUUCAGCGGCGCCGUUACAGACCCAGCCCCGACCUCCAGCCCCUGCCGCCGCUGACGAAGCAGCCUCCCCCACCACCGCCGAUCAUAAAUUGCGAUGGGUCUGCUACCGUCAAGAAAUCUCUGCCCCUCAAAAACCCCUCUUUCUUUCUCUCUCUACUGUUUUUGAGCACGUGUUUUCCAUGGAGUCGAGCUGUAUGCUCUGUUGUAAGUAGCAUAAGCUUCAAUUAAGAGGUUUAAAAAAUCGAAGCAGAUGGAAAUAAUCGAAUCCAUCGAUAAUCUGCAAGUGCAGGAUCCGCCCGGUGAAGAUUUCUCUUCAGCCGAUUUGGAGUGGGUCAAGUUUGGAACCGCCGAGCGAUGUGAUGAUGUGGCGCUUAUUCCUUACGAUCGAGUUGAUGCCUUUAUAAUAGGAGAGUGUUCCUGUGUCGAGUGCCCGACUAGGUUCCACAUCGAGAGGGGAAGAAAACGAGCCAGGGGAAGCUUGAAGCAGUGCAAAAACGACGGCGUAUGUGUGCGUGGAUGGUGAUGGUAAUGAUGGUUGUGGCGGCGGUUUUGAGUGGAGGAUUGCGAUGGGUCUGUUGGUGGCGGCGGUUUUGGGUGGAGGAUUGCGAUGGGUCUUCUGGCGGCGGCGGUUUUGGGUGGAAGAUUGCGAUGGGUCUGCUGGCGGUGGCGUAUGUGUGUGUGGUAGUGAUGGUUAUGGCGGCGUUUUUUGGAUGUUGGGUUGGUGGGAGCGUGGCAGAAGAGCAUUAAGGCUUAUUCGACUAUGUUCAGUAGCCGAUUUAAGGCUUAAUCGACUAUGUUCAAUAGUCGAUUAAGGCUUAAUCGACUAUGUUCAGUAGUCGAUUAAGGUUA
Erythranthe guttata (spotted monkey flower) is the source of this 1161-nucleotide messenger RNA. The record is from RefSeq and is a predicted model, not a curated record. NCBI's taxonomy places the organism in Eukaryota, Viridiplantae, Streptophyta, Magnoliopsida, Lamiales, Phrymaceae.